GUUGUCGAAAGAAUUUAAGUAGCUUUGUUUUACUCAUUUCAAUCUAGGGUACAUAUAAUAAUACCAAGUAGGGAUAUAUUGCGAUUUUAAAAUACAAAGUCGAGAUAAUAAGGGAUUGAGGGAGUAAUUGUAUUUUUGGCAGGAGUUGCUUAGAGUGCAGUUUAUGGAGGGAAAAACACAGGUUAUUGCUGAAUAAUAAUAGGUCAAUACAAAAACAUAAAAAAUUGAGCUUCUCAUCACUGCUCUCAGUCAUGAUUCCACCUAACACCGUUGCAUUGAAUAAUCUACCAUUAAACUUCUCUCUCAUUUUCAUUCGGUCAACCCAUCUCUGUUCACUCUUCUCAUGCUUUUCAUUCUCUGCGGCAUUUCUACAAACACAAAGUACGCAUCUUUGAGAAGCACAAAUUUGAUCAGCCAUGUCUGAUAUUGUUACUGAAGUUUGGAAGAAGUAUCUUUUGCAGCUUCAAAUCCACCCCCUUAGAACUAAGGCAAUUACUUCUGGGGUUCUUGCUGGGUGCAGUGAUUUUGCUGCCCAGAAAAUUUCUGGGAUUAAAAAGCUUCAAUUUAAGAGAUUAUUCCUUAUUAUGAUAUAUGGGUUCUUCUAUUCUGGACCAUUUGGGCAUUUUUUGCACAAAGUUAUGGACAAGAUUUUUAAAGGAGAGAAAGGAAGCACAACUGUGGGAAAGAAGGUGAUACUGGAACAAUUAACAGCUAGUCCAUGGAAUAACUUGUUUUUCAUGAUGUAUUAUGGUCUUGUGGUUGAAGGAAGAACGUGGCCACUGGUCAAGACUAAGAUCAAGAAUGACUACCCUCCUGUACAGCGAACUUCUUGGAAGUUUUGGCCAAUUAUAAACUGGGUGAACUAUCAAUAUAUGCCUCUGCAACUUCGUGUUCUGUUUCACAGCCUUGUUGCCUCUUGCUGGGCAAUCUUCCUUAACCUCAAAGCAAGAUCUACCGCCAUCAAGAAGGCCUAGACAGUACACACGGAUCAGUCUCAUUACCUUUCGUCCUUUCCUUACAGUCAUCUCAUCAGUUUCUCAAGUUAGAAACCAAUCGACGGUAGUAGCUCCGGGGUUUAGAAGUUCAGGAAUUAUUGAAGCUAAUAAGUACAGGAAUCAUGCAUUUAAUUAUACUUGUAUUAUUGGCAAUGAUUUGUAAUUCUAUUUUGUUAGCCUGUCUCCAAAUAACUACCCUAUUCAUGUGGGAUAAACUUGAUGUGAGCUUUGUAAGACCAUGUGGGGACAGGAGUUGAUGGGGAGCCAAAAAAUUACAGUAUUUGUAUUGAGUAAUUUGUAACUACCAUACAUAAAACAAAUUAUUCUAAGUUUAGUAAUUUUUCAGUCUUGAUUGAAUUC
This is a messenger RNA of Chenopodium quinoa (quinoa), 1355 nucleotides long. Its product is annotated as peroxisomal membrane protein PMP22-like. NCBI's taxonomy places the organism in Eukaryota, Viridiplantae, Streptophyta, Magnoliopsida, Caryophyllales, Amaranthaceae. The transcript is spliced from 7 exons. The record is from RefSeq and is a predicted model, not a curated record. Bases 417 to 974 code for a protein of 185 amino acids. Gene Ontology annotation, cellular component: cytoplasm; membrane.